This is a messenger RNA of Suillus clintonianus, 3056 nucleotides long. RefSeq names its product atromentin synthetase. Gene Ontology annotation, biological process: biosynthetic process. NCBI's taxonomy places the organism in Eukaryota, Fungi, Basidiomycota, Agaricomycetes, Boletales, Suillaceae. The record is from RefSeq and is a predicted model, not a curated record. The transcript is spliced from 6 exons. Bases 58 to 2871 code for a protein of 937 amino acids.
UAUCCUAGACACCUUCUCCUACACUCGUCCACUUUUAGAAAUUAGAUUCAUCUCGCAAUGGCACCUAUCGCAGUCCCCCCCACCAAUACUCUCCACGACGUCAUCGCUCAAGCUGUCGCCCGGUAUCCGUCGCACGAGCUCGGAUUCAUAACCUCCUCGGCACAUGACUCCUCCAUUCAGACGAAGACCUUCACCGUGUUCAACCAAUAUGUUCGCAACCUUGCACGCGCCAUGCUAGAGUGGGGAAAGCCCACAGGUUCAGUAGUCGUCGUGUACCUGACGGAGCACGAAGACAACAUGGCUGCUGUCUGGGCGUGUCUUCUGGCUGGCUAUGUGCCCUGCUUGCAGCCCGCACUCAGCGCACAACAGGCGCACAAGGAGGGUCAUGUUGCCCACAUCAAGAACUUGUUUGGGUCUGCUACUUGGCUGACCAGCGAGCUUGGAGCUGAGCAGAUCACGUCCAUUUCUGGCCUGGAUGUGCACCUACUCUCGGAAUUAAAAUCAUCGGCGGAGCAAUUUACGGUCGCAGCUGACUGGGUUGCAUAUGAGGCCAAGCCAGAUGACGAAGCAAUCCUGUUCCUGACCUCAGGGUCGACUGGGUUCUCGAAGGCAGUCGUGCACACUCACCGUACCAUCCUGGCCGCAUGCCGAGCCAAGGGUGACAGUUACGGUUUGACUUCUGAAUCUCAAAUCUUGAACUGGGUCGGAUUCGACCACGUCGCGGGAUCGUUGGAAAUGCACAUCACACCUAUGCUAUUCGGCGCUUCGCAGCUCCACGUGCAUGCAUCUGCUAUCCUCGCAGAUCCUCUCCGGUUGCUCCGUCUGAUCGACGAAAAGUCGAUUGAACUGGCUUUCGCCCCGAACUUCCUGUUCUCCAAGCUCACGCGUGAUCUGGAGAAGAGAACCGACCUCUUCGGAAGCUUCAACCUGUCCUCAAUCAAGCGAUUCAACAGCGGAGGUGAAGCCGUCGUUUCCAAGACCGCGAAGGCGUUUGCUGCUACGAUGAAACAGCUCAGUAGGAACCCCUCCGCAGUGUCGUUCACCAUCUCUCCAGGAUUUGGAAUGACAGAAACUUGUGCUGGAUGUAUCUACCACCCCGUGGAUGUCCUCGCGACCGAGCCUGCUCACGAGUUCCUCGAACUCGGUCGUCCCAUCAAUGGUUGCGAGAUGCGCAUCGUUGACCCCGCGGAUGGAGCCACUCUGCGCCCCGACGGGGAGAGCGGCGAGCUUCAGGUCCGGGGACCGAUGGUCUUCGUACGGUACUACAACAAUGCCGAGGCUACGUCCUCUAGCUUCGUGGAGGGCGGCUGGUACCGCACCGGCGAUGUUGGCAUCAUCGAGAAUGGUGUGAUGCGCCUGAGCGGUCGUAUCAAGGACACCGUCAUCGUCCAUGGUGUCUCAUACGGUAUCCCCGAGCUCGAGACACACCUCCAGACCGUUGAAGGGGUCACGCACUCGUUCCUCGGUGCAGCUCCGUACCGUGCUCCUGGCCAGGAGACGGAAGGAUUCAUCAUUUUCUACUCGCCAACAUUCGACCUCGAAGGAGCAGAUGCCUCCACGAAGCUCUUUGCCACGCACAGGGCCCUACGUGAUAUAUGUGUGAAGAUGAUCACCCUGCCCCCUCAAAUCAUCAUUCCCAUCCCUGUGAACCAGAUGGAGAAGACGACUCUCGGGAAACUGUCUCGUGCGCGUCUGAUCAGUCUCUUCAAGCAAGGUCAGCUUGCUCAGCACAUCGCGCGGUCUGAGGAGCUUCUCAGCGAGGCUCGAGGCGCUACCUUCGUUGCCCCGUCGAGCGAGACGGAAAAGGCGCUUGCGAAAAUAUAUGCAGGCAUCUUCAAUCUCGCGGAAAGCGAGAUGUCUGCAAGCGACAACUUCUUCGAACUCGGUGGUACCUCCAUUGAUGUCAUCAGGCUCAAGCGCGAGGGAGAGGCACACUUCGACCUACCUGAGAUCCCAACCAUCCAGAUCCUCAAGCACCCCGUUGUCUCGAGCCUGGCCAACUAUGUGAACGCCUUGCUCUCCAAGGACAACCAGACCGAGGAGUACGACCCCAUCGUUCCCCUCCAGCUGACCGGAAACAAGACACCGAUCUUCUUCGUCCACCCCGGUGUCGGAGAGGUUCUCAUCUUUGUGAACCUCGCGAAAUACUUCCAAAAUGAACGUCCGUUCUACGCGCUCCGUGCUCGUGGCUUCGAGCCCGGCCACCCCUUCUUCACCUCCAUGGACGAGAUGGUUUCAUGCUAUGCCGCAGCAGUCAAGAGGACUCAGGCGACGGGACCAUACGCCAUCGCAGGGUACAGUUAUGGCGGUGUUGUCGCAUUUGAAGUCGCCAAGAGGCUCGAGGCCAUGGGUGACGAAGUCAAGUUCACCGGUCUCAUCAACAUUCCUCCUCAUAUCGCCGACCGCAUGCACGAGAUCGACUGGACAGGCGGCAUGCUCAACUUGUCGUACUUCCUGGGUCUUGUGUCGAAGCACGACGCCAAUGAUCUUGCACCUGCUCUGAGGCCUAUGACGAGGAAGGAGCAGCUCGAGGUGGUGUGGAAGUUGUCUCCCCCUGACCGUCUGGUCGAGCUGCAGUUGACUCCCGGGAAGCUCGACCACUGGGUUGACAUUGCCGGGUCUCUGAUUGAAUGUGGAAAGGACUACAACCCAUCAGGCUCAGUUUCCGCAGUGGAUGUUUUCUAUGCUAUCCCCCUUCGCGGCAGCAAGUCUGACUGGCUCAACAACCAGCUGAAGCCAUGGUCUGGCUUCAGCCGCGGCGAGCCAUCAUAUACUGAUGUACCUGGGCAACACUACACGCUGAUGGACUUUGACCACGUUCCGCAGUUCCAGAAGAUCUUCCGCGGUCGUCUCGAGGCUCGCGGCCUGUAAAAAGUUGGAGCGGCAUAUUGUUAUUUUACCUGUCUUUCGUGGAUGAUUUGCAAGUAUCUAUACUCGGAGCGCGCGUGUUUUAUACUUACUUCUCUGGACUAAUUGCGUCGACAUGCAUAUACAUGUACUUAGAUUAUUAUUGUCUUAUGACACAAGCACAUUAGAAUGGAUUUCUUACAUGUUCA